Messenger RNA from Oxyura jamaicensis (ruddy duck), 4118 nucleotides. RefSeq names its product NFIL3 like basic leucine zipper (gene NFILZ). The transcript is spliced from 2 exons. Gene Ontology annotation, biological process: circadian rhythm; DNA-templated transcription; regulation of DNA-templated transcription. The coding region runs from base 321 to 1277 and encodes 318 amino acids. Gene Ontology annotation, cellular component: nucleus. The record is from RefSeq and is a predicted model, not a curated record. Lineage: Eukaryota; Metazoa; Chordata; Aves; Anseriformes; Anatidae. Gene Ontology annotation, molecular function: DNA binding; DNA-binding transcription factor activity.
UCUGUGAAAGCUCGAAAGCAGCUGUGCCGCCAAAGCCACCUGACCCCUGUGAUGCCGCCUGCCCUGCCACUGCCUGCCACCGCCUCUUACGUAAUCACUGCAUGACUCCAGCUUUCCUGGGACCUGGUUAUGCAAAAAAGUUAAAAAAAAAAAAAAAAAAAAAAACCAAAACAAAAACAACAAAAAACCAAGAUCCUCACUGACCCACUGACAUGUUUCUCAAGGCAGAGCUGUCACAUGCAAGUGAGUGCUGAGCCAGCUUUUGGAAGAAGAGCUCGUCACCCUCUCACUCUGCUUGGGCACUCUGGGGCCAGGAGCCGAUGUCAGACAACCCUGGCUGCUGCAUCCAACCCACAAGAACCGGGGUGGUAUUGGCAACCAUGGACAACUUCAUGACACCACUGAGCACCAUCAGUGACCUUGCGCUUCAGCACAGCAAGGAAAAGCUCCUCCACAGCAAGGUGAGAGGGCCCUCCCGGCGCAAGCGGGAGUUCAUGCCAGAUGAGAAGAAGGACAACAUGUACUGGGAGAAGAGGCGCAAGAACAAUGAGGCGGCUAAGCGCUCACGGGAGAAGAGGCGUCUCAAUGACUUUGCCAUGGAAAGCCAGCUGGCUGCUCUCAGCGAGGAGAAUGCCAUCCUCAGGACAGAGCUGCUGUCCCUGAAGCUGCGCUUUGGGCUCAUCAGCCCAGACACCAGCACCUACCAGGGCCGCUCCCUCCAGGACUUCCUGGGAAUUUAUUUCAGAGGGCACAAAAUAGCCUCCCCAUUCCCCGAGGUGGAGCCCUUUGCUGGAGAUUCCUGCCUCUUCACAACAAAGAGCUUUGUGCCAAAGGUGCUGGAGCCAGCUGACUUUUCAUGCAAAACCUUUGACUCAUCCAGCAACAUCCUUGGCUGUGAUGCAAAGCCGGUUCCUAUGAACACACCUGACCUUCACCAGCCAAAGAGACUUGAUUCAGCCUUCAGAUCCACAAUUUGCUCUCCUUUCCUCGAUUACAACUGCCCCAACAAAUAUUCUUUCCAUUUGCCUUUCUCAGGCAGUGCCUGCUUCUUGUCCCCUUCUCCCAGUCCAGCAGAGGUGAACAAGGAGAGCACCACAGCUGUCUCAGAUGAAGAUGAUGAGCAGCAAGUGCCCAAAACUUCCCUACCCCCAUAUAGUUUGCCCUGCCCUUCAGAAGAUCAUCCUAAGGGCCGAAGCUAUUCUGCUCUGCCUCACAAACUCCGGAUUAAGACCAAAGCCCUCAGUGGCUCAGAGGAGAGUGGCCUGGACUCCCGCUAAGGGAGAAGAGGAAGAGCCUCCUUGGGAGCCUCCUUGGGGGCCGAUGGUGAGACCUUCCAAUGACAUGAAAGGUUUGGAAGGAGGGGGUGGGAGGGAAAUGGCUUAUAUUUCAAAGAAGGCAAUAAUUUUAUCUGUUUUGCAUAUAUGAUAAGGGAGUUUAUAAAGCUGGGCUGCAUUACUAAAGAACAACUGCAGCUGGUCAUUAGGUCGACAUUCCUGUACGGAACCUGCUAGACCCCACAGUUGCUGGGUAAGUCUCAGCUUCACCUGGCUGCUCUGCUCAGAAACUGAACUAAAAUUUGAGGUGUGAAGGGAUCAGAGGCAGGAAGAUGCUAAGACAGUGGAGGUGGUGCCCACACCAUGUAAUGCAAUAGUGUUUCCACAACAUGACUACAGCUUCUUGGAGUAAUUCCCUUUUAAACUGACCAUUAAAAUUCCAUUUUCAUUCCCUUUGCUUUGUCAUCACCUUCAUCAUCACUAAUGAGGCAAAAGUUUUAAUUGUUUGUGCUGAAACUGUUGAUGGAAACAGUUUCAGACCCUCCAGUCUAGAGCAAGAAAAAGGAAUAGUGAUAAAAAGAGAGAGGUCUGAGUGCAGAACCUAGUCCAUUUUAUUCUUGCUUCAUCGUAAUUUAUCUUCAGAGGCAAUGAACUCUUUUUUUCUCUUUGACUAGAGACAGUGUGGUCCAGAAGAUAAAGUUAGUUUCAUUUGUCUUUGCAACAGGUAUCUUGGAGGACUAAAUUUUUUUUUUUUUUUUUUUUUUUUAAUGAAAUGCAAAAUAUAUCUUAGUUUUACUUCUUUCUUUGUAAAAAAGGCAUUUUCAAAAAUGAUACUUCUGUAUUUGGAAUUUGCCUUUAUAAAACAUGCACUUAACUUUAGCUGAGCUAACUGAAAAGUUUCCCUAUUUUGAAAUGAAUCACAAUUUAUUUUUUUAAGAGCAAAAUUAACAUAUUGUUAGCACAAUUGUUAACAAACUGAACAGAAAACAUUUCAACAUUUUAGAUUUUCUAAUAUUUUAAAAAAUAUAUUAUUUUACUGGCUUUAAAUGCAAGUGAGCAUCUCAGUCAAUACCUGUUUGCUUAUAUUACUCAAGGUAAACCUUGACUGGCCCAGUACUGGAUUCACGUUGGAUGAACUGAUCAAUUAUUUCCAUUUACCACACUGUGAAAGCUGGAGAGACCAAACUGGAGACCUAGCACAGAAGAUUCCUCUUGUGCUUCAGUGCCUGGCAGAUUUGCAGCACUCAGAAAUACUAGAGGAUUAUAAUAAGUGUGAUCUUUUGGGUCCCUGCUGGCACAGAGUAUGCAGCACCACUGUAGGAGCUGCAGAUAUGGAACAGAAUGGGCUGGACUUCCUAAAAACUGUAAAGGCCACAUUGCUGCUUGAGGGACCUUCUGGAUAUGUAGGCACUGAUCUCCAUCCCUGGAGGAAGUACCUGUGGCAGGAAGGGAGAAGUCCAGCAUGCCCUGUGAGUGGAUUCCCUUUUGUGGGGAUAAGGCAACCAGCUCACUCCUGGCCCGAGGCUCCCCUGUGUUGUCUGGGCUGUGGGAAAUGCUCCCUCCCAGCAAAAGUGUGCAUGGAGACGCUGGGAAGCAUUGGCAAAAUAUCUGGCUUUCUUGUGGAAAGUCCUCAGUUCUGGUACUGAGUACUGAAAGUAUUCCAAACUGGUACUCAGUUCUCCCACAGUGCUUCUGCUCUGACUCCAAGCAUCCAAGGUCUGUUGGUGCUGGGACACUUCUAUCAUUGUUUCUACCUUAGUUAUCUAUUCCUGGUGAUGGGAGUUUCCACCCUGUCCUUCAGGAGACUGCUCUGAUCCAUAUCUCCAGACUUUGAUAUCAAAUGCCUUCAGGUUCAGCCCCGUUCCCUUUUUAAAGCAUUUUGCUCCCUUUUACCUGUGUACACGCUGCAUGUAAUGUAUGUAUGCCUUGGGGUUUCUGCUCUGACACUUCCCCUGUUCAUCCUGUCUUCCUACGACUUGGUUUUUGGGAAAGUCUGCGCUGCAGCCAUGGCAGUGAGUCAGGGUAGCAUUGUUCCCCUGCAGGACUGAACCCUGACCAUGUAGCACAAGCCUAUCACAUCCAUAUUGAUGGAAAAGCUGCUCUGCCUGCUCAGCCCUGCUGGAUAAUGGACAAUGAAGGUGGGAGCUCAGCCUCAGCUUAGACACCUGGGAGUCUGCUUUGCUGGCUCUGCUGUUCAGAGUACUGCCCAGUACUGCGACGUGUCACACUGUUCUCACUAGCAUGUCAGGCUCUGCAGAAUAAGGAUAACUGUCAAGAGUAUUUUUCUAGAAAAUGUUUUUAUAGCUAACACCAAUAAUGCACCAACAGUAAGACAGUGUAAAAGGAAAAGAAAUGCUAUCUGACAUGGGAUGUAGAAAUCCCUCAUAUUGGUUUGGAAAAGAGGUCCCUUAUUUGUGGAGGGGGACUGGGACUGCUGGGGCUGUUCAGCCUGGAGAAGAGGAGGCUCGGAGAGAUCUUAUCAAUGUCUGUCAAUAGCUGAAGGGAAGGCACAAAGAAGAUGGAGCCAGGUCUUUUCAGUGGUGCCCAGUGCCAGGACAAGAGGCAGUGAGCACAAACUGGAACACAGGAGGCUCUGUCUAAACAUCAUGAGGCAUUUCUGUACCAUACAGGUGACUGAGCAGUGGCACAGGCUGCCUGGAGAUGUUGCAGAGUUUCCCUCCUUGGACAGUCCAAUUAAGAUGGUCCUGGCCAACCUGCUCCGGGUGGCUCUGCUUGAACAGGAGUUGGACCAGAUGGACCCAGAGGUCUCUGCCAACCUCAGCCAUUUUGUGACUCUGAUUCUAUAAUGUAAACUGUACGUAGGGUGAUGUGGGCAGCAGAGGA